AUGUGCCAGAACGACCCUUAUUGGAAAAUAAGGCAUGAUGCAACAGAGCUGCUGGAUAAGGUCGUGAUCUCGGUGUGCGUCCCAGGCUGCUCAUCUACCGCGCAGGUGGCUCCGAUCGGCCACAUGCCCACCAUACAGGUGCUGCUACAGCGACUGCAUGAUGAAUCAUUUGCCGUUCGUGCAAGAGCUGGUAGCGCGAUCGAGAAGCUGACCGAACGAGGCGACAGAGUUGCAUUGGACGCCUUCAAGAACCUUGCAAGGGCUGCAGUGAAAGGCCUACAAAACGUGAUUAAGGAGCCAAAUUCCAAGGCAAGUCUUUGUGCGGUUACCGACGCUCUUCUCAAGCUUUUGGUGUCGAUGGAGGCUUCCAUGACGGAGGAAGCGGAUGAAGUGUACGACUCGCCCUCAAAAGACGCGCUCAUUCGCGCUCUUCCUGACUUGUCGAGGAAGGACGACCCUGAAGUGAUCACCGUCUUAAUUCGCAUGUUCGAAACAGAGAGCAAUGACUUCACCAAGGAAAGGAUUGCAAAAGCUCUCGGGCGAAUUGCAUCAAGGGGAAACCGGAGAGUGGUUGAUUUGCUAUUAACAGCUAUCGAUGCUGAGGAUUACAUCGUAGCUUUGCCAUGCGUGCAAGCAAUCGGCGAUGUGGCUAAGCUUGAUGACGCCAAGGUGAUUGCUGUGCUUAUCCAGUGCCUGCAGCACGAGGAGGUUGCAAUCAGACUCUCAGGUUUGAAGGCUAUUUCCAAAGCUGCGUCUAGGGGCCAUGCUACGGUCGUUCCAAUGGUCCUUAACGCGUUGAAUGACAAGAAUCCGGCUGUGCGGUUGGAAGGCAUAUCGGCGCUCGGACGCCUGGGCUCGCCCACAGAUCGGCAAGUUGUAAAAUCACUGGGAAAGAUCGCAGACUCGGAACAAGUUGCUCAAAGAGAUGCCGCACAGGCUGCUUUGUUAGAGAUUAUCCGAAGUGUUGAGAAUGAAGACUUCUGUGAAUGA
This is a messenger RNA of Guillardia theta CCMP2712, 990 nucleotides long. RefSeq lists its product as hypothetical. The transcript has 5 exons. Gene Ontology annotation, molecular function: oxidoreductase activity. NCBI's taxonomy places the organism in Eukaryota, Cryptophyceae, Pyrenomonadales, Geminigeraceae. The record is from RefSeq and is a predicted model, not a curated record. Bases 1 to 990 code for a protein of 329 amino acids.